GGUGAAUCUUCAUGCAAAUAAAACGCCACGACGACGACAAUUCCGAAGAAGUGGUAGCAGUACCUUGCGUCAAGCGGAAGUGCGAUCAACAACAGCAGCCCGCUCGACGAAGCAAGGUCCGGAGGAAGGUACUGCCAUUUACGUCGCCACGGACGAAGCUUGCGUGCCCACGCUCGAUGGUGGGGGUGCGCCGAAGUGAUGGCGUGGUAAACAACGUUGCACCAACUCACAGCGUGAUGAAGGACGACACGAAAAAGGUCAUUUUGAUCUGGGACCUCGAUGAGACGUUGCUGCUGUUCAGCUCGCUGUGUACGGGCCAGUUUGCCCAUCUAACAGGCAAAAGUUCCGCCGCCAGUGUCGCUCUGGGCGAGAGCAUGAUGUGUUUUGUGUUCACAAUUCUGGAAAAGUAUUUAUUCUUCGAUGACGUGGAAAAGGACACAGUUGGUCACGUGAGUCACAUGGCCCAUUACGACGAUGGUCGGUCGUUGCAACAGUACGACUUUGCGGGCGAUGCCAUCGCCCACGAACCUGACGGCAGUCUUUCCAAACUGCGCAAACAAGCGUAUCGGUAUCGCCGUAUCCGACAGAUCUACGAGCGGACGGAACAAGUGCCGUUUCUCACGGACGGCACAACGGAGGCAUCGUUCUGCGUCGAACUACGCGACUCGAUCGAUGCGUUCGGAGACGGUUGGGGACAUGCCGCCCAACGCGCAUUGCAGGCGGCGACCACUGCCGGCUGCAUCAACAUCCUCGUGACCAACUCCCAACUCGUGCCUGCGUUGUGCAAGUGCCUCAUUUACGACCUCGACCCGUGGUUCUCGCCCGAUGCGAUCUACUCUUCGUCCCACAUUCGAAAAAAGCAAUGCUUUGACACGAUUCGCAAUACCUACGGCCACAACCAUACGUACAUUGGCCUUGGCGACGGACCUGAAGAACAGCGCGCGAGCGUCGACUGUGGCAUGUCGUUUGUCCAGAUCAAGCGGCGGGACGACCUCGUCCGAGUAGCCGAGCGACUUGAGCAAGCGACGGCGACGGGUUUGUCCCUCCAUACUUUAGUGCUGUAGCGCUGGAGUCUACAGCUGCACGUCAGCGCCAGACAUUCAAAGUCGGGAGGUUUCCGAUGGCGUCGAUCGUCUUUAUGCCGCUCACCACCCGUCCAAACGUCACUACCAUCCACACAUACGCACACAUGAUAUAUAUAAUAAAAUAUAGUCCAAGUAUGGAUA
Aphanomyces astaci is the source of this 1226-nucleotide messenger RNA. RefSeq lists its product as hypothetical. The record is from RefSeq and is a predicted model, not a curated record. Gene Ontology annotation, cellular component: nucleus. Bases 12 to 1064 code for a protein of 350 amino acids. Gene Ontology annotation, biological process: positive regulation of DNA repair; anatomical structure development; negative regulation of extrinsic apoptotic signaling pathway in absence of ligand. Gene Ontology annotation, molecular function: protein tyrosine phosphatase activity. Lineage: Eukaryota; Oomycota; Saprolegniomycetes; Saprolegniales; Verrucalvaceae. The transcript has 3 exons.